This is a messenger RNA of Zootoca vivipara (common lizard), 3712 nucleotides long. The record is from RefSeq and is a predicted model, not a curated record. NCBI's taxonomy places the organism in Eukaryota, Metazoa, Chordata, Lepidosauria, Squamata, Lacertidae.
UGCUGGAUUAGGCCAGUGGCUCAUCCUGUUCUCACAGUGGCUGCCCAGAUGCCCCAUGAUGGGAAGCCUGCAAGCAGGACCCAAACACAAGAGCCCUCCCUCCCCUCCUGUGGCUUCCAGCAACCGGCAUUCAGAAACAUCACUGCCUCCGACUUGGCAGUCAUUGAUAGCUUUCUCCUCCACAGAUUUGCCUAAUCUUCUUUGUUAUAGCCAUUCACAUUAGUGGGGAGAGAAUGCCACAGUUUCUCCUUAGGCUACGGUGCAGUGUGUGUGCUUUAUUUCUUGUUCGUUGCAAAGGGGGAAGAAGCACCUGGCUUGUCCGAGGGAGUGCACCGAUGGGUUGGGCCUCCCCCCGCCGUGUUACCGUUGGAGAAUCAAAUUACCUGGCAACCCUCCCUGCUCCUGGUUUCUCUUUGUGCAGGUAUCUGCAGAGAGAGAGAGAGAGAACACAGCUCACCUGUUGAGGAGGGAGGACGGAAGCAGGAGGAAGAGCGGCAGAGGUUUGGGGCAGAGGGGUUGCCCUUUUCAACCCUUCGCUUUCGCUUACAGAGUCCAUCCCCUUUCUCAACGCGUCGCUUCCAGGUCUCCAUCCAUCAAGUGCUCCUUCUCCGACAGAGUUGGUGGGCAGAUCCUGAACUUGCUCCAUGAACUGACGGGCCGCCAUGUGGCAUUUAUUGUUUCCCGAGCCAUCUGCAAACUCUCAGAGAGCGCUGAUGCUUCCUCCGCCACAGAGAUAGUCAGCUGAAGCCACCACACCAAAACUCUGGGCUGGGGAUGCAGAGAAUUGGCUGGAGGCAGGAACUGCCCCUUGAUUUCAGGGACAGCCACAGUUGCUACGGGUGUGCCACGCUCUGUGGAGAGCAGCUGGUGCCAGAGAUGGCUGUUUGCGACUUUUCCACAGUGUCCGUGGAGAAACGCAUCAGAGAGGAGCAGGCAUGGCAUCUCCGGAAAGCCUUCCAAGACUUGCUCUUCCGCUUCCAGGACUGGCUGUGGGCUGCCGAGCUGAUGGCUGCCUCCCCAAACUCCUCGCAGGUGUCCUAUGCCAACUCCAAGAAAGAGCUGCAAAGGUUCAAGGUGCUACAAAGGCAAGUGUCAGACAAGCUGCUGCCUCUGGAAUCCUUAAACAGGCGAUACCAUCAGCUGGUGAGGACUGGGAGCAACGACCCACAGCUCAGGCCCACGGUGCAAAAAGUCAACCAGCGCUGGGAUGACCUGCAGGCUCGGACGGCUGCCAUUUGCAAGAGGCUGAAGCAUUUCGUGAACCAGUGGGAAAAGUUUGAGCUGGAGAAAGAGACCAUCCGGGUGUGGCUGGUGGAGCUGGACCUCCGACUGACGGAUGUGGAACACUUCUCUGGAGGAACGUCGCUGGAGAAAAUGAUACAGCUGCAGGCAUUCCAGCAAGACGUGCAAGCCAAUGCAGACCGUGUUGACCACCUGCUGGUGCACGGGGAAGCUCUGAUCCAGAAGAGCCAGCCUGAGGACGCGGAGGUCUUGGAGGAGGAGUUGCAGGACCUGAGCUGUUUCUGCCAGGAGGUCUUCCGCAGAGUCUUCCGCUUCCGGCGGCGACUGGUCAGCAUGCAGCUGGUCUUUGAGGACGAGUGGUUGUCGGACCGGGAUAGUGAUUUGGAGUCUGAGUCCCUCACGGAAGAAUCCCUGGAGUGGGUGGGCAAUGAUGGCACUGGACCACCCCGGCCUCCUGCUGCUCCCAUGUGCCAGUCAACCCCAAAGAACCCCUCGCUGCACCGCCAGCAACCAGCUCCCACUGUAGAGGCAAAUGUGGAUCUGGAGUGGGAUCCUUCUGUGGAUAUAGGGGGAUCUACGUCGCAUGAUGAAGAGGACUCCUCAUACUUCAGCGCCAUCACAGGUAUGGGCCAGUGGGAAGAACCUCGCCCGAAGUGCAGGCCUUCUGUUUGUGCAUCCCGUUCCUUGCCUUUGAGAUGUGGCAGCCAAGGAGACUUAUCUGUACAGAAUGGCUUCCGAGAGGAGUGGGAGCAGUUCAGUUCCUCUGUCACAGACCAGGAGAUAAAAAGGUGCAGCUCUGGAACGCUGCACUCAUGGGAGCUCCAGGGAUGUCAGCACCCCCAAAAUGGGCCAGCAGAGAAAGGGAGCCCCCGUCAAGUGGAACCGAUGGGAUUUGAUCCCGAACGUAUUGAGACCUGGCUGGGCCAGAGCUGCCGGGAGAAGAUGGGAGGGAAGCUGGAGGUGGAACAAGCCACUGGGACUUGUGGGCAUGUCCCACUACCUGUCCUAGAUCUGCAAUUCCCAGUACAAUCUCAGGCAAGCGGGAAACGACCAAAGAGGCAGAAGUCACAGCAACGGGUGAAAAAGAAAACUCGAUCGACCCCAGCCAGCAACGUUGGGCAGAUCUGCAAGAAGGAGCACCUCAACUCCCGAUCAGCAGAAAUCGCAGUCACCAUUGAGCAGGGAUCCAGCCUGCAACAGCCUUCGAUCAUCUCCUGCCUCCGAACCCAGAAGCUCCCCAGACUCCCCGCCAUAUGGAACAGGACGAUGAUGAUCCUCAGUGCCAGCCUGUUGCUGCUGCUACUCUUCCUGGCCAGCCCCUUUCCUCUAUACCCGUCGGAGCUCUCCUGCCUCCAGGAAAAUGGCUACUCCAGAUCCUUCCACUUCAUGCUCACGUACAGUGGGCCACCACCCACUUAGCAGGCAGGGAGUGUUGCAGCCUGGACUGUUCAUAAUGCAUGGGGCCAGUGCUAGGAGAGAAGGAAGUUGUCUAUGGGAGUUCCGCAGGCUCUUCCUCCAGCAAUGCCCCGCUGCAUCAGCUCAGAGAUGGGUUGUGGCACUUGGUGAAAGGAGAGAGAAUAUACCCCCCCCCCCCAAGUGUUCAAUUAUUAGCUGUUAACACAAAUAUUCACUGUUAGGCCUAUCCUCCUCCAUUCAUUUAACUAUUCUUAAAAAAAGAAAAAAAGAAACUUGUACCCAACUAUGUAUGCCCUAUACAUUUGCGGCACAUUCCCUUCUCCCAAGAAUCCUGGGAACUGUAGUGUGCAUCUCAGAGAACUACAGUUCCCAGCAUCCUUAACAAACUGCUAUACCCAGGAUUCCUGUGUUUGGGUGUGCUUUAAAUGAUUGGUGUGUACACACAGCCUUUCUUCCACUCAGCACAGAGUCACAGAGGUCAAGGAACCUAUAUUAGCCAACACCAUUAAGUUCAGUGCAUACAUCCCCCUGAGGCUAGGAGUUCCGUAGGUUGCAGGUGGCUGCAUUUCGAAACGCAGGACCUUGGAUGGCAAUUCUGGCAACCUCUGCUCUUCGUUUGCUGUGUUCCACCGACCCACAUUCCCGCACUAGACGUGUCCGGCUGGCCUUUUCUGCAGAACAUUUUGCUGCCAAACUCUGCUUGAACAUGAACAAGCCAUUGCCCAGCAGAAGCCCAUAAAAGAUACACCUCCUGCCUUCAGAGAAGCCAGACGCCACCAGAACCAAGCACAUGUAUGACCCCUUCAUUCAGCUACCCCUUCUUUAAUAUAUUUGGCAUCAAAGGUUUUCUAAUAAAGAGGAGAAAUAGAGGUCUGGUGUUUGUUUGCUGGACUUCCAUUCCAUCCCACCUUAGGAUGGGCUUAGGAUCGUCUCCUCCUACCAACCCCCCCCCCCCAUUCCCAUGUUCCUGCAAGACGCGUGAAUCCCCUUCCAGCAGCCAGGUCGCUGUGGAAAUCAGUGGGGUGCCUGCGUGCCACUACGUACAGGCCAGGCC